CAGUUACAGUUGUCUGAUUAGUCGGUUACAAGAUGCCUGAACCUGCUAAGUCUGCCCCCAAGAAGGGUUCCAAGAAAGCGGUGACUAAAACCGCCGGGAAAGGAGGAAAGAAAAGAAAGAGGACUAGGAAGGAGAGCUACGCCAUCUACGUUUACAAGGUGCUGAAGCAGGUGCACCCCGACACCGGGAUCUCCUCCAAGGCCAUGAGCAUCAUGAACUCGUUCGUGAACGACAUAUUUGAGCGCAUCGCUUCUGAGGCUUCUCGUUUGGCCCACUACAACAAGCGCUCCACCAUCACCUCCAGGGAGAUCCAGACCGCUGUCCGCCUCCUUCUGCCCGGUGAGCUGGCCAAGCACGCUGUGUCUGAGGGCACCAAAGCUGUCACAAGUACACCAGCUCUAAGUAAACUCCUUCACAAACCCAAAGGCUCUUUUAAGAGCCACCCACAUAUUUUAGUGAGAAGUUAUCCUAUUGCUGAAUUUUCUACCUCAUACCCAUCGUGCAUAUCACAAGCAGGCUUGAAGCACACCUCACCUCCAGCACUGCAACCUCACCAGGGUUAAAAAAAAUCUGAUGUU
Nothobranchius furzeri (turquoise killifish) is the source of this 578-nucleotide messenger RNA. The record is from RefSeq and is a predicted model, not a curated record. NCBI's taxonomy places the organism in Eukaryota, Metazoa, Chordata, Actinopteri, Cyprinodontiformes, Nothobranchiidae.